CCCCUUCGCCCUCUGACCCCACCAUCUCUAGAAUCUAGGAAGAUGGCGAAGGUGUCAGAGCUUUAUGAUGUCACUUGGGAAGCUUUGAGAUACCAGAGACUUGCCUUAGUAAAUGCGAGAUAAAAUGAGAAAAUGGAGAGAAGAAAACUCACGAAAUAGUGAGCAAAUCGUGGAAGUUGGAGAGGAAUUAAUUAAUGAAUAUGCAUCUAAACUUGGAGAUGACAUAUGGAUUAUAUAUGAGCAAGUGAUGAUUGCAGCUCUAGACUAUGGUCGGGAUGACUUGGCAUUGUUUUGUCUUCAAGAAUUGAGAAGACAGUUUCCUGGCAGCCACAGAGUUAAGCGACUAACUGGCAUGCGAUUUGAAGCCAUGGAAAGGUAUGAUGAUGCUGUACAGCUAUAUGAUCGAAUUUUACAAGAAGAUCCAACUAACACUGCUGCAAGAAAGCGUAAGAUUGCCAUUCGAAAAGCCCAGGGGAAAAAUGUGGAGGCUAUCCGGGAACUGAAUGAGUAUCUGGAGCAAUUUGUUGGAGACCAGGAAGCUUGGCAUGAACUUGCAGAACUUUACAUCAAUGAGCAUGACUAUGCUAAAGCCGCCUUUUGUUUAGAGGAACUUAUGAUGACUAAUCCACACAACCAUUUAUACUGUCAGCAGUAUGCUGAAGUUAAAUAUACCCAAGGUGGACUUGAAAACCUCGAACUUUCAAGAAAGUAUUUUGCACAGGCAUUGAAACUGAACAACAGAAAUAUGAGAGCUUUGUUUGGGCUCUACAUGUCAGCAAGUCAUAUCGCUUCUAAUCCCAAAGCAAGUGCAAAAAUGAAAAAGGACAACAUGAAAUAUGCUAGCUGGGCAGCUAGUCAAAUAAACAGAGCUUAUCAGUUUGCAGGUCGAAGUAAGAAGGAAACCAAAUACUCUCUGAAGGCAGUCGAAGACAUGUUGGAAACACUGCAGAUCACCCAGUCUUAAGAUUUCAGAAACACUUUGCACAUUGUAUUACAGAACUGCACAUUUGAACCUACUGGCCUGUAACUUAUUUACUAAAUGCCCAGUACUAUUUAUAUAAUACUUUUCUGUUAAGAAAGCAGUACUAAAGAAUAUUUCUCUGUAAACCUUUUUCUAUACUACUGAGAAGAAAGGGGAGGCCGACCUGUGGAAAGAAGACUUCAGAAGACUUUUUCUGAAUGUACACCAUUCUCUUCAUAUCAUACAUAAGUAACUGCUUUAAAAUCAUAAUCUGAUGUAGAAAUCACACUGUUAAAUAAUCCAUGACGAUUUAUUAAACUUGCAUAUGAUGAUA
Molecule: messenger RNA, 1295 nt
Organism: Erinaceus europaeus (western European hedgehog)
Lineage: Eukaryota; Metazoa; Chordata; Mammalia; Eulipotyphla; Erinaceidae
Gene: EMC2
Product: ER membrane protein complex subunit 2
Exons: 12
Coding region: 113-964 (283 amino acids)
Biological process (GO): protein folding in endoplasmic reticulum
Cellular component (GO): EMC complex
Molecular function (GO): protein binding
Source: RefSeq, a predicted model, not a curated record